Messenger RNA from Recurvomyces mirabilis, 1140 nucleotides. RefSeq lists its product as uncharacterized. The record is from RefSeq and is a predicted model, not a curated record. Bases 1 to 1140 code for a protein of 379 amino acids. The transcript is spliced from 2 exons. NCBI's taxonomy places the organism in Eukaryota, Fungi, Ascomycota, Dothideomycetes, Mycosphaerellales, Teratosphaeriaceae.
AUGGCACCGGAACUUCGUUUCCACGAUCCGUGGGUGGACAAUACCGACCUACCGCCUACGGAGCUCUGGAUCGAUUUGAUCCGACUAGCGACCAAUCUGCAGGCGCUGCAGAUACAUACGCCACAGUAUGCACGACUCCAGCUCCUUGAUGCUGUCAAGGACAUGGCUAUAGCCGUCAUCACAUCGCCUCCCGAGAUCGCAUCAACCCUUCCCCUUUUCAAACUACGGACGUUGAGCUCCUCGUUGUCCCGGAUCGGUCAUCGGUCGAGAGCAAGCUGUGUGGACCUGACACCCCGCGUAUCCGACCACGACUGGUCCUGCUCGGCUAUGCUCCUGCCUCACCUCCAGAGAUUCGACGCCUCGUAUACGGAAUGCGCCGAUCCUCGCCCGCUGGCCAAAAUUCUGCACAUGCCCUCUAUAGGGCUCAAUCUGCGAGAGUUUAGACUGAGCAACUGUCUCUUCGAUCGUACGUUCAUCCAAAGUCUACUAAGCCUCCACCCAACACUGCGCAAGCUCGAAUUGAUAUUGCCCGGCUCCGACGACCAUCCAGGCUUCGAUGGCAUCAGAGUCCUACAGGCCAUCCUCGCCCUCGGCUCACAUCUCGAGCACCUAACCAUCGAUCCUGGAAGACGUUUUCACGACUGCAGACUAGACGACCUCGGCUACGGACGUCCCAGCUUCAAGUCCUUGACAACCCUCCGCACUCUGGAGAUCUGUGUCCAUGCUAUAGUUGAUUUCAACCUCGGGAUUGACCCGAGCAGCUACGAAGCUGACAUCGCAUUCCAGCACCACAUGCACGACCUACUACCCGCCUCAAUCGAGACCCUGAUCCUGUUCCCCCGGCACCGUUGGACUCCGGUAUCGCGCGAGCUACUGCCGUGUAAGCGGUGGUUGAGGGCAUGGCUCUCCAGCGAGGAUCGUCCGCCUGCGUUGCGGUGCUUGGGCGUUGGGUACCCUUUGAAGCAGGGCGGUGAGGCGCUUUCGAUCGAGCUGGGAGGCGACUUGUGGCUGGAGUGUGCCGUGGGGAGAGCAGGUGGCCGAGGGGGACAUCGCAGGCCCUAUGACCUUGUGAGGCUGUUGUACUCGUGGUUUCCAACAUCGUGCUCGGGUCGGAAUUUUGUUGUUGGUGGAAUACUAUAG